AUGUUUCCGCUGAUAAGCGUCCGCUUCAGACGAACGGUCGAGAAGUGGUUCAUUACUGUUGGGAUCUAUCUAUCUAUCUAUCUAUCUAUCUAUCUAUCUAUCUAUCUAUCACAGUCUUCUUCUAUCUAUCUAUCUAUCUAUCUAUCUAUCUAUCUAUCUAUCUAUCUCAGCCUGUUCAUAUCUAUCUCAGCCUGUUCAUAUCUAUCUAUCUAUCUAUCUAUCUAUCUAUCUAUCUAUCUAUCUAUCUAUCUAAAUCAGUUCAGAUCUAUCUAUCUAUCUAUCUAUCUAUCUAUCUCACUGUACAUAUCUAUCUAUCUAUCUAAAUCUCCUGUUCAUAUCUAUCUAUCUAUCUAUCUAAAUCUGUUCAGAUCUAUCUAUCUAUCUAAAUCUCCUGUUCAUAUCUAUCUCGGCCUGUUCAUAUCUAUCUAUCUAUCUAUCUAUCUAUCUAUCUAUCUAUCUAAAUCUGUUCAUAUGUAUCUCAGCCUGUUCAUAUCUCUCUCAGCCUGUUCAUAUCUAUCUAUCUAUCUAUCUAUCUAUCUAUCUAUCUAUCUAUCUAUCUAUCUAUCUAAAUCUGUUCAGAUCUAUCUAUCUAUCUAUCUAUCUAUCUAUCUAUCUAUCUAUCUAUCUAUUUGUUUGUUUAUAUAUCUCUCAAUCUUUUCAUAUCAAUCUAUGUAUCUCAAUGUGAUAAUAUCAAUCUCUCUCAAUAUGUUCAUAUCUAUCUAUCUAUCUAUCUAUCUAUCUAUCUAUCUAUCUAUCUAUCUCAAUUUGUUCACAUCUAUCUAUCUAUCUAUCUAUCUAUCUAUCUAUCAAUUUUUUGUUCACAUCUCUCUCUCUCUCUCUAUCUAUCUAUCUAUCUAUAUUUGUUCACAUCUAUCUAUCUAUCUAUCUAUCUAUCUAUCUAUCUAUCUAUCUAUCUAUCUCACUCUGUUCAUAUCUAUCUAUCUAUUAAUUUGUUUAUAUCUAUCUAUCUCAACCUUUUCAUAUCAAUCUAUGUAUCUCAAUGUGUUAAUAUCAAUCUCUCUCAAUAUGUUCAUAUCUAUCUAUCUAUCUCAAUUUGUUCACAUCUAUCUAUCUAUCUAUCUAUCUAUCUAUCUAUCUAUCUAUCUCAGUCUAUUCACAUCUAUCUAUCUAUCUAUCUAUCUAUCUAUCUAUCUAUCUAUCUAUCUGAAUCUUUUCAGUUCUAUUUGCCUGACGCUCUCUAUCUCUCUAUCUGUAAUUUUCUCUCAUUCACUUUCGUUCAUUUUCCUUUUCUGUACCUAA
Acanthosepion pharaonis is the source of this 1260-nucleotide messenger RNA. The record is from the annotation of a GenBank genome assembly. NCBI's taxonomy places the organism in Eukaryota, Metazoa, Mollusca, Cephalopoda, Sepiida, Sepiidae.